This is a messenger RNA of Erythranthe guttata (spotted monkey flower), 1609 nucleotides long. The record is from RefSeq and is a predicted model, not a curated record. NCBI's taxonomy places the organism in Eukaryota, Viridiplantae, Streptophyta, Magnoliopsida, Lamiales, Phrymaceae.
UAAAUUUGUGGGUGGGUUGGGGUUCAAAAGAACUUCGGACUUUAACAGAGCCUUACUUUCUAAGCUGGCCUGGUCCAUUGCAUGUUCUGAGGAAAAAAUUUGGGUCAAACUCCUUAUUGCUAAAUACAUUGGCCAUAAAAACUUCCUUACUGAGAAUCCUAAACCUCAAUCUUCUUCUAGACUCUGGGGAGAUAUUCUUACUUCCAAAGAUCUCAUUCACAAAGGAGCUUGCUUCUCCAUCACUAUCAACUCUGAUGUUCUUAUUUGGGAUGACCCAUGGAUCCCUUCUAUCCCCUUCUUCAAACCUUGCCCUCCUGGUUCAUUUGUUCCUUAUUCAUCCCCCAUCUUCUGGUUAGAGAUCUCAUUGAUCCUACCUCUUUUUCAUGGAAUAUUAGUCUCCUUGCUGAGCUUUUCCCUGUUGUUGUGGUCAAGGAAAUAAGGAAAAUCCACAUUUCUCCUUUUUUCAAACCAAAGUCACUCUUUUGGUCUUCCUCCAAGUCAGGAACCUUCUCUACCAAGAGUGCUUACCUCACUGAUUGUUCCUCCAGAAUUGAUAAUGCGUUUAAUGCCAACACUUUUCCUUGGAAGUCCCUUUGGACUGCUAAGCUUCAUAACAGGCAUAAACUCUUCCUUUGGAGAAUCAUUCAUAAUAUCCUCCCUACCAGAUCUAAACUUAGCAUCUUCCUGCCCUCUAUUCCCACUCAAUGCCCUCUUUGUGAUUCACUUCCUGAAUCUGUUGAUCAUAUUUUUAUUAACUGUGUCUUUAUUAAACAACUAUUUUUCAUCUCAAACUGGAACUUUUCUCUUGAGUCUUUCAAUAAUUACACUAUUAAGGAUUGGUUAGCUCUUAUUCUUAAAAAGAAUGGUGGAGUUUUCCCUUCUAAUAUUAUUAGAGAAAAGUUUCUUGUUACUGUUGCUGUUUUUUUUUAUGCUAUUUGGACUAAUAGAAAUUUGAUCACUCACGGCUUGCCCCCUGUUUCUCUGCAGGAUUUACUUCCUAUUGUGACCAACAAGGCUACCUCUCACUGGACUAGCCAACUUGCAUGUGCCCUCAAAGCUGGGAAGCAUAUCUCUCAACAGUGGAGUAAACCUCCUGUAGGAUGGUAUAAAAUCAACUCGGAUUGUUCAUUCAUCAAUGGCACUGCUUCAGCUGCCUUCAUCAUCAGAAACUUCAAUGGUUCAAUUGUGUACGCUCAUUCCUCUAUGUACCACUGUCACGACUCUACUAUGGCUGAAUCUUUUGCAAUCAGAGACGCAUGUUCUUUCAUCAAGCGAGCAAAUAUCAAAAACGCAAUUUUUGAAGCUGAUUGCCUCAAUGCAAUCCUCUACAUCAAUGAUGACACUCCUCAAUCUCACUGGCCUUCCUCUCCUCUCAUUGAUGAGAUUAAAAGAUAUUGGUCUCUCUGGCCAAAGUGGAAAUUCAAAUUCUGCCCAAGGAAUUCCAAUUUGUCGGCUCAUAACCUUGCUCGUUGGGCCUUUAAUUUAAAUUGGAAUGGUGUUGUCUCUUCUAGUUUUAUUCCUAUUUCUUGUUUUUGUGACAUUGGCUACCCUCUUGUUGACUCUUUUAUUCAUGAUUAAUAUAUGUUCGUUUUCCUAUCAAAAAAAAAAA